Messenger RNA from Cladocopium goreaui, 934 nucleotides. The record is from the annotation of a GenBank genome assembly. NCBI's taxonomy places the organism in Eukaryota, Dinophyceae, Suessiales, Symbiodiniaceae.
GAAGAAGAGGCCACGGCCCACGCGCAUCACCAUGCGUCAGUCGCGUGUCUCAGUGAUGGAGGUCAAAGACAAAGUCGCCAAGAGAGGUGUGCCAGUCUUCGCGGAUGAAAGGGAGAUGAAGCGAAACGUGCGGCAGGCCAUGAUGAAGACACGCUACAACGUCCACGACCUAUACCAUAAAACCGGGUGUGCUCAACGAGUGGCGCGUCAUCCCUACUUCGAAAAUGCGGUGCUGGGGGUCAUCUUCCUCAAUGCCAUUUGGUUGUCCAUCGACAUCGAUAACAACUCUGCGGCCGUUCUGGUGGAUGCCUCGCCCAUUUUCAUUGUGAUGGAGAACAUGUUCUGUUUAUUCUUCACUGGCGAACUGCUGAUCCGUUUCUUCGCCUUUGCCAGAAAAAGAGAUUGCUGCAAAGAUUUCUGGUUUGUUUUCGACUGCGUUGUGAACAUCUACAUGGUCGGUGAGACGUGGAUCCUGUCCUUGAUCCUGCUGCUCAGCGAUGUGACCACCACAGAGGCAGUUUUUGAUGCAUCGGCCCUGCGCAUUAUCCGCAUGGUGAAGAUUUUGCGCUUGUCGCGCAUGGCCAAGCUCUUGCGGGCCAUCCCGGAGUUGAGCAUUGUCAUCAAAGCCAUCGGCGCGGCGGGACGCUCCAUGUUGGUGAUCGCAGUGUUUUGUUUGAUGGUGGUCUAUGUCUUUGCCUUAACCCUGAAGCAGAUAACCCUCAUAGUAAACACAGAUCCUUCCAACGCCGUUGUUGCGAGAAAUUUCGACUCUGUCCUUUCAGCCAUGAACACCCUGUUGCUGCGAAGUCUCUUUUCUGACAGCGCAGAACUGGUGACAGAUCUGUCCAGCUGGCAUCCGGUCUUCUGGCCCUGCAUCAUGCUCUUUGCUCCUAGGCUGAGGUUGAACUGGCGAGGAAAGGAUGGAUUUGGUUGA